AUGAGCGGUCACGAAACCCCUAGCGCCAUGUCGCCUGGUCGGCGAUAUGCAGCCCUCGAUCGUUCUCCGUCACCAAGGCCGCUGCUUCAGCAGCGCUCCGGCACGCCCUCGAGGUUACCUAGCUUCUCCCACCAGAGCUGGGACACUUGGACCGACGGUUCUGGCUCGACAACGGCCGGCCCCUCGGCAGGGCCGAGACGGGUCUCCGCGACUCAGACCGUGAUCGGUUUCGGGCCGCCGCCCACGGCGUCGAAUGGCAUUGCGUUCCCUCCCGCCGUUCCUUCCCCGCGAGCGUCAAUGAUGGGCAUGCCCAUGACUUCUUCGCCCGUUACAACGCAGUUUGCGCUUCCCAAGCCGGGCGCUUCGGGACGCCCCAGCUUCUCCCAACAAUACCAGAGCAACGACCACAUCGACCUUCCUUCAUCACCACGGGGAGGGUACCGCCCCGAACUGCCGGGCUCCCCCCGUGCCCUUCCCAAUGAGAGUCGCUCUCGCCGCAACUCUGCCGCCGUUGUCUCAAUCUCGCUCUCCUCCCGAUCGCGCUCGCGGACGCCCAGGGGCAGCUCCAACCUGCUCCCCGGCCGGUCUGGAUCAGGGACACCGAACAACAACAACAGCUCCACUCCGAAUGGUGGCGACGACGCCGCCUGGGCUCCCGGCGUCGACGACAUGGACGACUGGCAGCCGACUGGCGGCGUCCUGCUCGACGCUGACGAGGAGGAGGAGCGCCACGACAAUUUCGGCUUCGACGACUUCCAGAACCAGGGCCGGUCAUGGACCGCCGAGUCGGAUGCGAGCCACAUUGCCGACGUCCUGCGCCCGGGCAUGGUCUUUGGCGAGGGCCUCGAGUUUGAGGGCGAUGUGAUCGCGCCGGCCGUCGGCCGCCUGCAGAUGAACGACACGAGCGACGUCGGCCUGCCCCUGCGCCGAGAUUUCAGUGCGAUGGGCACAAAGCGCAACCCCAACGAGAAGAAGACAUAUGAUGUGAUCCGCCAACUCGGAUCGGGAUCGUAUGCUUGUGUCUAUCUCGUGCGGGAACGGGGCGGACGCAAGCGCGAGUACGCACUCAAGUGUCUCAGCAAGCAUGAUCUCGAAGAGGAUCAACUCGAGACCCAGCUCUUCGAGGCGACCAUCCACCUCUCGCUCCCGAUCCACCGCAACAUUGUCACUCUUCACGACACGCUCCAAACCAAGAACUGGCUCUUCCUCAUGCUCGAGCUGUGCCCUGGCGAAGAUCUGUUCUACUGGCUCGAGCGCUCCAGAGACGCAUCACCUCCGCCGGCCAACGCCGCGCUCCCUGGCGACGACGACCCGCGCGGGCGUGACAUCAUGUCGUCGUCGCGACUCUCGUCGUCUUCCAUUCCUUUCUCUUCCUCCCAACUCUUCUCCAACUUCCCGAGCAGCUUCACCAACUCACCCUACUCUGCGUCCCCUGCAUCGCUUCUGUUUGCGCAUCACAACGGAAGCCAGUCGAUCAGUCUCAGCUCGCACGCCGCGACGCCCCCGACUCCUUCACUCCUGUCUGCCUUUUCCGCCAACACGCUGCUCACGCCCCGCCGACUGCGCCUCAUUGCCUCCAUGUUUUCGCAAAUGUGCGAGGCGGUCGCGAUCUGCCACGACGCGGGCGUCUCCCACCGCGACAUCAAGCCGGAGAACUUUAUCUGUUGCGACUCGGUCGAGCUCGAGGCAGAAAAUCCCCCCGACGGCUCACCCGACUUUGGUCCCCAGUCUCGUCGCAAGGUCAUUGUCAAGCUGACCGACUUUGGCUUGGCCACGACCGAGGAAGAGUCUGGCGACGUCGAGUGCGGCUCCAAGCCGUACAUGAGCUACGAGUGCCGGAACAAUCUCGGCCCCUCGUACCGCCCCAAGCCGGCCGACGUGUGGUCGCUCGGCAUUGUCCUCAUAAACAUGCUGUUCCACCGCAACCCGUGGAAGGACCCGACGGAUGGCGACGCCAACUUUGACGCGUUCCUUGCGGACCGCGCUAGCUUCUUCCAGACCAAAUUCACGGGUAUCGGCAAGGAGGUCGCGACGUAUCUCGCUGAGCGUGUCUUGUGCAUCGACGUCGACUCGCGCGUGUCUGCGCGCGAGUUUGGCCAGUGGGUCCGCCAGCUGCCCGAGAUGAUUGCCGGUCGCCGAGCCGUUCAGGCGCUUAAGAUCGCCCGGCUCGAGAACCGCGCCAAGGCUGGCAGCGACAAGGGCAUGUUUGCAAAGGCGCCAGUUGCUAAGGCCAACCACCGCCCGAGUGGACUCGCAAGCGCCCUCAGCGCCAACGCGGUGUCUCCACUGCCGGCUCCGACGGCCGAUCUGCCUCCGCCACCGGCACCUAGUCUGUCUUCGCUUCCGCCGAAAUCCGAGCUGUCCGAUGCUGGUGCCCCGCAAGUCGCCCCGACCCCGGAUUUGCUGGAGGGCGACGAGAUUCGCUCCGCGACGACGGUCGACGACAACCCGACGCCAAGCGACCUUUCGACGGUUGUGUCUCCCGAGCCACCCGAGGACGCCGACAGCGGUGUCGGCGACCAGUUUGUCAAGCGCAGCGAGACGCAGGGUUCGUCGCCGCCCGAGGGGGACGAGCGUUCUCUUUCCACGCAGAAGCGCCGCAAGCGUGGUGUCCGCAAGGGCAAGGCGGCGCAGGCGGCUCUCGCGGCGCAGCAGGCGGCCGGCGGCGAGACGUCCCGCGAGGAGCGCGACGCUUUCCUGGCCGAGCUUGUUGCUGCUUCCGAGCAGCUCGCGCGCGACCUGUCCAAGAAGAAGACGCUCGACGUGACGCACCAGGCCGAGUUCCCGCCGCUGGGCGCGACGCCACAGCAGGUCGCUGCCGCACGCAAGAGCCGCUGGAAGGACUUCCUCGCGAUGAGCAAGGGCAACCCGCAGCUGGAGGCUCUUGCUCAGCGUGUGGCCGAGCGCGAGGCGGCGGCCGGCAGUACGUGGUCGGCGCCCGCCCAGCUGCAGCACGAGGACACGAAGGGCUCGCCGCCCCGGCACCAGCCGCGGCACACGGCCACAACGAUGGGAACGGUAUCGCUCGGCGGCGCCGACGAGGACGACGACUGGCGCAAGCGCGACAAGGCGUCGACGCCGAAACCGGCGGACGCAAAGCGGUCCUCGCGCCGGGCAACCGAAGACUCGUCGCGCUCUCGCCAGGCGGCACUCGCCGCCGCCGCCAUCGCCGGCGGCAUGGACACGAUGGGCGCGUUCGGCCGGCCGUCGCACCUCGGCCGCCCCGUGCCGCUGAACACGCGCCGCUCGCCCCUCGCCGAGGAGGACAAGAAGCCCCCGAAGAAGGAGGUCUUUUCGCCGACAGCCUCAAAGAACUUUUCCCCGACAGCGUCCAAGAUCUCGGCCAAGUCGCACACGACGUCGACGACGAGCACCAAGGUGCCCUCUCCUGCGGCCACUGCGUCCAAAGCCUCGGUGGCCAAGACAGUCCCGCUGGCCAAGGUGCCCUCGCCUCCGCACAACGAGAAGCCGAAGAAGCAGAUGUCGAGUUUGGUCAAGAUGUUUGGGGGGCUGAAGACGAAGGGGAAGGAGUAG
Messenger RNA from Trichosporon asahii var. asahii CBS 2479, 3534 nucleotides. Its product is annotated as protein kinase. NCBI's taxonomy places the organism in Eukaryota, Fungi, Basidiomycota, Tremellomycetes, Trichosporonales, Trichosporonaceae. Bases 1 to 3534 code for a protein of 1177 amino acids. Gene Ontology annotation, molecular function: ATP binding; protein serine/threonine kinase activity. Gene Ontology annotation, biological process: protein phosphorylation; intracellular signal transduction. The transcript has 3 exons. The record is from RefSeq and is a predicted model, not a curated record.